AUGAUAAAACUUCGUAAAGAAUUACCAAAUGGCAAUUCAAACAACAACAACAACAACAACAAUAAUAAUAAUAAUAAUAAUAAUAAUAAUAAUAAUAAUGAUAAAACUCGAACUAACAAUAAUAAUUCUUCAACUGGUGGCAUUUUACUGUCACCAUAUUCAUUAUCGGCUUUUUCACCUCCACCUCCACCCAUCCCAUCACUCCCUCCAAGCUCUCCAACCCUCAUCCUUCAAACUCAACCAACAUCUUAUCGACUCACUCCACCUUCCUCUACUCCCACCUCUCCCAAUUUAGAAUCUAAUAAUAAUAAUAAUAAUAAUAACAAUAACCAAAAUAAUAAUAAUAACAAUAACGAUACUCUAACAGCAACAACUACAACAACUACAACAACAACAACUUCAACUUCAACUUCAACCACUAGUACGACGAUAAAUACCCAACAAGAUAAUCAGGGUAUGAAUGACACGAAUGAGAUUGAAGCAUCGGCCAAAAAAUGUAUUCUCGUUGCAGAAGACAACCUUAUCAACCAAAAGAUCAUUGUCAGACAGCUAGAUAAGCUAGGAUACGACAUGAUUGUAGGAUCAGACGGAAACAAGGUACUUGAUAUUCUCAACUCUGAAGAUUACAAUUUUUCACUCAUUCUCAUGGAUUGUCAAAUGCCAGAGAUGGAUGGAUUCGAAUGCUCUAGGAUCAUCCGUCAAUUGGAACCAAAAGGUCAACGCAUUCCAAUCAUUGCAAUGACAGCCAAUUCAACAGCUGCAGAAGACCAAUCCAAGGCAUCAGGUAUGGACGACUACCUCCCAAAACCAGUUAAAAUUGAUAUGCUCAGUCAAAUGUUACAAAAAUGGAUCCCCAAUGACGGUUCAGAGCAACAAUUUACUUUUUUCCAACUUACUUGUUUUCAUCCAAAAGAUAUUAUUACGGAUCACCACCAUUUCCCAACAACAACAACAACAACAACAACGGGAUGUGAUGAUCUUCAUCGGCAAUGA
Messenger RNA from Cavenderia fasciculata, 993 nucleotides. RefSeq lists its product as uncharacterized. NCBI's taxonomy places the organism in Eukaryota, Evosea, Eumycetozoa, Acytosteliales, Cavenderiaceae. The record is from RefSeq and is a predicted model, not a curated record. The transcript is spliced from 2 exons. Gene Ontology annotation, biological process: phosphorelay signal transduction system. The coding region runs from base 1 to 993 and encodes 330 amino acids.